CGCAUUCACGUCAACCGCCGUCAUCACUCAUCACGUCAGGUCGCCUUUCUCUUCGUGAAUCUGCCACUGCUGGUUGAACAUCGUGCUCUGCUAAGAUCGGACGUUUUCCCGUUGAAACUCACGUAAAAAAUCGCUAAAAAUGGCCUUCGGAGACGUCAAGACCCCCAAGGGACUGCAGGAACUCAACAACUUCCUCGCCGAUCACAGCUACAUCGAGGGAUACGUUCCAUCGAAGGCCGACCUGUCGGUGUUCGAGGCCCUGGGCAAGGCUCCGGCUGGAGACUACGUCCAUGUUCAGCGCUGGUACCGUCACAUCGCCUCGUUCAGCAGCCAGGAGCGUGCUGCUUGGGGAGGCCAGGCCCUGCCACAGGUGGCCGGAGGCAAACCGACCGUUGCUGCCCCAGCCAAGCCUGCUGCUGCCGCCGCCGAUGAUGACGACGAUGUCGAUCUGUUCGGAUCGGAAGAUGAGGAGGAGAGUGCCGAGGCCGCCAAGCUGAAGGAGGAACGUCUGGCCGCCUACAAUGCCAAGAAGUCGAAGAAACCCGCCCUCAUUGCCAAGAGUUCCAUCCUCCUGGACGUUAAGCCGUGGGAUGAUGAAACCGAUAUGAAGGAAAUGGAAAAGAGCGUCCGGACCAUCGAGAUGGACGGUCUGCUGUGGGGUGCCGCCAAGCUGGUCCCGGUCGGUUACGGUAUCAACAAGCUGCAGAUCUGCUGUGUCAUUGAGGACGAUAAGGUUUCGGUCGAUGAGCUGCAGGAGAAGAUCCAGGACUUUGAGGACUUUGUCCAAUCGGUCGACAUUGCUGCUUUCAACAAAAUCUAAGUGGGAUAUGAAGUUUCGGUUUAUAAUAUCCUGACUUAUUUCCAUUAAAGUUUCCUUCAAUAAUAACAUAA
Aedes albopictus (Asian tiger mosquito) is the source of this 891-nucleotide messenger RNA. RefSeq names its product probable elongation factor 1-beta (gene eEF1beta). Lineage: Eukaryota; Metazoa; Arthropoda; Insecta; Diptera; Culicidae. Gene Ontology annotation, cellular component: cytosol; eukaryotic translation elongation factor 1 complex. The record is from RefSeq and is a predicted model, not a curated record. Gene Ontology annotation, molecular function: guanyl-nucleotide exchange factor activity; translation elongation factor activity. Bases 140 to 820 code for a protein of 226 amino acids. The transcript has 2 exons. Gene Ontology annotation, biological process: translational elongation.